Messenger RNA from Caenorhabditis briggsae, 771 nucleotides. It is a transcript of the gene Cbr-srg-40, whose product is annotated as Protein CBR-SRG-40. Gene Ontology annotation, biological process: sensory perception of chemical stimulus. Gene Ontology annotation, molecular function: transmembrane signaling receptor activity. Gene Ontology annotation, cellular component: membrane. The record is from RefSeq and is a predicted model, not a curated record. Lineage: Eukaryota; Metazoa; Nematoda; Chromadorea; Rhabditida; Rhabditidae. The transcript is spliced from 4 exons. Bases 1 to 771 code for a protein of 256 amino acids.
AUGUUGUCGGCUGGAGAACUAUUUUGUGUAUAUCUGUCGUAUGGGAUCCCAUCUUUUGUUAUCUACAUGCUUACAUUCUUCAUCAUCUUUCGUUACGGAAAAACCUUCAGUUCUUCGUUUUUCCGACUGUACUUGUUUGAUGGAGCACUGAAUCUUCUCACCUAUUUCAACAAUUACUUUAAAACUCGACUUCCCGGUAUUGCAUGCCAUGAUUGUCUUCUUGGGUCAUUCUAUAGAAGCAUCGGUAACACUUUCCUAAUGGAUAUUUUCAUGUUAAUGAAUUUCCACAUGGCUUAUGUACAAUAUGCAGUUACCACUCUCGUUUCGUUGAAUCGUCUGACUGUUAUUGUCAAAUACACUCUUUUCGAACCGCCAAUCAAUGAUGUCUUCUCUGUUUGUAUUCCAUUCAUGGUAGCAUUCACAGUGAUAUCUGUGGUUGUCAAUAUUGUCAGUGUGUUCAUUAUCAGAAAUCUCAAAACCCAAAUCAAGAACAAAGCGGAAACCAACUUCAUCAUCAUCACAUGUAUCACUUGUGCAGUUCAGCUUUGUGGUACUUCCCUCAGCUUCAUCAGAGUGAAGUAUUCUGGAACUCCUGCAGCAGUCAAACUUGCCUCCUUCAUUCCAUUCAUCAGCGACGGCUUGAGUCUGAUUCAACCAUGGUUGCUAAUCUGCAUCAGUCAUGUAGUUCGCGAAAAGAUCACUGAGCUCAUUUAUCGGAAGAAUCAGCCACAAGUCAAAUCGGUCGUCAUUCCCAGAUCCACACUCAACUGA